AUGGAUCAGAAAGUGACCGGACCGGACGUUAGAACUCCACCAAAGGGCCAAGUCUCUGUCUUCCUGGACCGUACAUGUAGGAGACGCCACAUCAAGUGCGACUUGGCCAGGCCACACUGCACGAAAUGCGUCAAAUCGAAUCGCCUCUGCGAGGGCUAUCUCGACUCGGGACUCCUUUUCCCGCCACAGAGACACAAUCCAGUUCAGAUCACUCCCAGUUUGGGCAGCGAGCAGAGCACCCGCACCGCGCAUACGCAAGCGCAGACGCAGACGCAAACCCCCGACCUCCGCGUCCUCAUCAACCCGGGCUACGAGACCGUCCUAUUCCACAACCAGCGGCAGUGGGACUCUUUCCAAUUCUUCAUCGUGAGCGUGGAACAGGGCGCCACGCUCUUCAAGAGCCACGUGGCGGAGAUGACCCCCCAGUAA
Molecule: messenger RNA, 429 nt
Organism: Colletotrichum orchidophilum
Lineage: Eukaryota; Fungi; Ascomycota; Sordariomycetes; Glomerellales; Glomerellaceae
Exons: 1
Coding region: 1-429 (142 amino acids)
Biological process (GO): regulation of DNA-templated transcription
Molecular function (GO): zinc ion binding; DNA-binding transcription factor activity, RNA polymerase II-specific
Source: RefSeq, a predicted model, not a curated record